AUGCCUUCCACGACUGGUAUCCGCUGUGAUAGGUGUAACAAGGGCUUUCGAUCACAGCAUGCCAAACAGCAACACGUUCAGGACUCUGAAAACCACCAUCUUUGUGGUUAUUGCCCCAGCCCUACAGACUAUGAGACAUUGGAAGACCUAGAUACCCACUUGGAGGAAGAUCACCAUAUAUGCACUACUUGCAAUUAUCGGCAAUUUAGGGACGGCCAUCGACUGGCUCAGCAUGAUAUGGACAAGCACAAUAUAUGCAAUCACAAGCUUGUCCAUGCUGAAAGGACCGUUGAAUGCGCAGGCUGUAGCAGGAUGUUUGUUACUGAAUCUGCCAUGCUGCUACAUCUGGAAACUGGAACAUGUACUUCGGGUGCUGAUAGAUAUUCUGUCUUGGAUGCAGGGCGACAGUGCUACCGAGCAUUUUACUACGUUUCUGACACUCGAGGUUAUCCGUUUCAGUGUCCAACCUGUGAGACACCGUUUAGUCUCAUGAGUGGCUUGGUCCAGCACGUUGAGAGCGACCAUUGUGAUGAGUGCCUAGAUGAAGAUAGACCAUUGAGGGUAUUUUUAGAUCAGUUGAGGUUGAGAUUAAGUUGA
Messenger RNA from Fusarium proliferatum ET1, 597 nucleotides. RefSeq lists its product as uncharacterized. The coding region runs from base 1 to 597 and encodes 198 amino acids. The transcript has 2 exons. NCBI's taxonomy places the organism in Eukaryota, Fungi, Ascomycota, Sordariomycetes, Hypocreales, Nectriaceae. The record is from RefSeq and is a predicted model, not a curated record.